UGCUGCCUGUGGGCUGCAACUACAUUUCGCCCACACAUGCCUGAAGAAACGGCGGCAUUUGUAUGUGUGGCGACCACGGAGCGUCAGAGAUGAUGGCAUAGCGUCUACAGCUCCCAGUGAUCAUAUUGAAUGCGCGUUCUUUAUCGCAAUCAGGGUUCAUAGAUCAAACAGUGAUCAUUCUCAGUUUUUGGUCGACCUUGCCGAGCAACAUAUUCUCGUAAUGCUGGUCUUUAAUAAAGCCGUCGUUUUUGCCCUGAUCACGAUUUUCUCCACCGUUGCAACCGCCACGUCUGCAGCAUCAGACGAGCUGAGCAAUGACGUAGAUGGUCAGGAAACCGUUUCCGCGGUUCAGGAUGAGAUUCUCCAGGAUCUUCCGUCUGAAAAGAUCGCCACAGAAUCAGAGCAUCUUGUCGGUAAGCAGGACACUGACAGACCGGUGAAUCAGAGUAAAAGCGAGGAGGAUCCAGAUGAGCUUGAUAAACUUUUCGAAGCGGGUGUCGAGUCGUAUUUGAACGAUGACUGGCAAGGGUGCAUCGACGACUUCCACAAAGCCCUCACAAGCUACAAGAUGCACAAAAAGAGGGUUGUUGAUUGCCGAAGAAAAUGCCGAGCGGAAGUGAACGACGUUGAACCAAUAUUUCCGUUCGACAUGGAAGACAUGCACUUUUUCGAGAAAAAAGUCAGGGAAACAUUGUGUUUGAUGAAAUGCAAAAAGAUUGUGAGGAAUAAGGACAAUGAUAGACAGUUGCCCGUUCACGUGGAGACCAAGUACACUAAACGUAGAGCUUACGAGUAUCUGCACAUUUGCUAUUACAAGAAAAAGCGGUACCAAGAUGCAGCAAAUGCAGUUUUCACGUUUUUGACCAUUCAUCCGACGGACAAUCAAACCUUGAGAAACAUGCAGUUCUACAUGGAUCUUCCCGAGGUUGUUCAAGAGGAUAUAGUAGAUUUGGAAACGGACCCGUUCCAAGUAAUGUACAAAGCUGGAGUGAUAGCGCAUUAUGAAGAAAAUUAUCCGGAGGUUAUUGAGCAGCUUGAAAAUUCUCUCAAGGCUUACAUGAAAGCCGAGGAGGACUGCAGAUUGUACUGCGAAGGUCCAUUUGACCAGGGAUGGCUUCCAGACUUUACCAUGUCCAUUGCGAAUCACUUUGCAUUUGGACUAAAAUGCAAGCGCAGCUGUUCCUACAUGUUAAAUAACCUCAACGGGGAGCAACGCCACGACAUGCUCAUGUCUCACUAUCAUUAUUUGCAGUUCGCAUAUUUCAAAAUUGGAAAACUUGAAGAAGCUUGUGCCGCGAUUGAAAGCUUUUUGCUUUUCAUACCGACCGAUGAGACCGUUUUGAACAACAAAAGAUAUUUUAUGGAACUACCGGAAGUCAAAGAAGAAUACUUCAAGCCACGCGAGGAAGCCGAGUCGUACGUUAAGAGGCAGGAGUACGAACUGCGUAUUCUGCUCUUCAUACAAGAACAAUUUAAAUCUGAAAAAAACUGAACAGAACAAAAUAUAGUUUACUUUUUCACACUUAAUAUUAUGCAUAC
Molecule: messenger RNA, 1539 nt
Organism: Diprion similis
Lineage: Eukaryota; Metazoa; Arthropoda; Insecta; Hymenoptera; Diprionidae
Product: prolyl 3-hydroxylase 1-like
Exons: 7
Coding region: 221-1492 (423 amino acids)
Biological process (GO): collagen fibril organization
Cellular component (GO): endoplasmic reticulum
Molecular function (GO): collagen binding; protein binding
Source: RefSeq, a predicted model, not a curated record